This is a messenger RNA of Nymphaea colorata (pocket water lily), 4676 nucleotides long. RefSeq names its product putative E3 ubiquitin-protein ligase LIN-1. Lineage: Eukaryota; Viridiplantae; Streptophyta; Magnoliopsida; Nymphaeales; Nymphaeaceae. The coding region runs from base 321 to 4187 and encodes 1288 amino acids. The record is from RefSeq and is a predicted model, not a curated record. The transcript is spliced from 16 exons. Gene Ontology annotation, molecular function: protein binding.
UCCUUUUCGGAAUUAAGGUCCCUCACUAAGAAGACAGGUUAAAUAGACUGACCUCAGUGCUGCAGAGAAUAAUUACCGUUGUUUCUCGAGUCAGAAAGCAACGUCCUUCCAUCCUUCAGACUGAGGGGUCUUUAGGGGCCACCAAAAUUGGCCACGAAAUCUGGGUUGUCCUUUGUCUGCAUCACUCACGGGCUAGUGUUUCUUCUUCGAACCCGUGGGCUAGUGUUUCUUCUUCGAAUCCGUUUGGCUUUCCUAUCUCUUUCACAUGCUACCUUUUAACCAAAAAACUUCAUACUGCUACACUCACUCUGCAAGCCCCCAUGGCUUCCUUUCUCUCAUCUGCUUCCUCCUCAUUCUCGGCUACCACCAACUUUCAAAGAUUAGACCUGAAUUCCUUAAGGGCAUUGAUAAUCUUAGUUGAUGACUUCAUGUCCCAGCUCCUCAUGCACCCGGAGCAACGUAAAUCUCUGAAGCUCAGAUGUGCUUCUAAGCUCAAUAUUCGGAAGAAGCAGGAGUUUUUUGAGUUCGCUGACCAUUCUGUCAUCUCCAACCUCUACUGGGGAAUUGAAAAAAUCGAAGCAGCACUCAAGAUCACGAAGUUCUGUGAGUCGAGAAUUAUCUGCUUGCAGAAAGCCGAGGAAAUGCUGCAAAUACCAGCACUCUUGGAUGAACAUGGGAAAACAGGGGCUGCUUCGAAUCAGUACAUUGUAGCAUGUGCUUAUUUCUAUCUCUCCCUGGUUUGGAAGCUCAGGAGUGAGGAACUUCAGAUGACGUCCCACUUUCUUCAAGCAAUGUUGGUCUCACCACGUGACAUCCGCAAAGAAUUUGCACCCUCUCUUUGGAAACAGAUUUUUGUAUACCAAAGUCCUGUGGGAGAGAACAUGUGCGAUCUGCAAGGGAGUCCAAAUCUCGAGUCGCUUGAUGAGUAUUGUGAGAAUGCAAUUGAUGAAACAGCAAGACAGCAGGCUCGCAGGUACAAAGAUUGGUUGAUGUAUUACCAAGUUGUCUUCUAUGGAGAGGGCGCCUCCUGGCAGCUAUUUACCUGCAGCGAAGAAGUGCAUGAAUACCGGUACCAGGAGACAGGCAUGGAACAUCUGGGUUUUUGUCAACAAGCUGAAAAAGAAGCCUUCCAAGAGGCAAUGGCGAACAUGAAUGACAGUCCAGUAGCAUUCCCAGUCAAUAAUUCUAGUGUUCAUGUAUCAAAGGGCUCUGACCACUAUCUGAAUAUGAGUGUCUUUGAGAGAAAGCUGUUCAGACAACAUUUGAUUCCAGUGUUGAAGUGCACAAACAAAUGUCCGCUGGGAUCUAGAAGAUGCCUACUGCAAGAAACCAAUGGAAUGAAUAAAGCGUUCUCCAUGUCUGGCAGACCAGAUAGCCCUAUCAGUGACUUCAACUUCUCUGACUCAGAACUCAGCACCACUGAUCUACAAUAUUUGUUUGACUUGUCUGAUAACGUAACCAACAUUUUUCCAACAAGCAAUAUUAUCUUUCCACCAGGCAGCAGAAGGGAGAAAACUUUAGCUAGCAGAAGAAUGAACGAGAAUAUCAAUUAUUCAGGCCGCUGCACGUGCAUGGAACCUGAGAAGGACAAAUUCUAUCCUUUCAAUCAUAAUAUGAGGUCUCCAUGGAAAAACAUAGAUUUUGCAGAAGGGGAAAAGAUACAUGGCCUUGUAAACUUGAAAUCCAACAGUGACAUCUGCACAGAAAUACAAGAAAGAUUUGAAACUGCAGUAUCAGCAUUAUGCUUCUCAAAGGAGCUGGGGAAUAGUGAAAAUGCUAUUUUAGAAGUUUCAACUAUUUGGGGAAAAUUAGAAAAUGAAAUUCUAGAAAGAUGUAUAAUGCUACAGGAAGUGGUGCUUAGCCAACUGAUACAUCUUAUCUUGACAUCCAAAGUUGAAGAAGUUAUAAGGGCAUGCAUAUCUAUUCUGUCAUCUUUGAUAUUGAAAGAAGGCUCCACACUCAAUUACAUCAAGAAGAAAAACAUGGACAUGCAUGCACUAGCUAAUGCUUUAAACAAGAAGAUAUAUGAGGCAGCUAUCCUAAUUUAUUUAUUACAUCCAACUACAGAAGAGGUAAAAUCACUAGAGAUUUUGCCAACACUAGUGGAGGUUAUAUGCAAUGCUGAUCUUUAUAAAAAUGGACCAAUAUCUAUUCCUCUAGUUCCUGCUGUGGCAGCAUUAAUGAUGAUAGAAAGAUUGGUAACAGCAUUUGAUGAUGCAACUAACAACAUGCAUAUAACAGCAAUAUUAUCAUUAAGAAUUCUCCCUGGACUUGUGAACCUCAUCAGUUCUACGAAUCUUGAGGAAAGGAUCUCUUUGGCAUCCAUAUUGGUGAGGUGCAUGAGGUCAGAUGGAGGCUGUAGAAACUUUUUGGCACAAGUAACACCCAUGGCUCCAUUUAUCCGACUACUUCAGAGUAAAGAAGAACAUGCAAGAUGCGUUAUACUUGAGUUCUUAUAUGAAAUUCUCCGUUUACCAAGGUCAUCAGCUGUAGGUCUAUUACGUCAAAUACGACAAGAAGGUCAUUCCAACAUCAUGCACACAUUGGUUGCCUGCAUACAGCAACUACAACUUGAGCACAAACUUUUUGCAGCAAGUUUGUUGCUUGAGCUAGAUAUUAUGGAAGAUGCAGCUGGUAAGAGUGUAUUCAGAGAAGAAGCCAUGGAGGUCCUGCUUAAAUCGGUUUCAUCUGACCAAAGCACCAAGGCACAGACAAUGGCAGCUUCUAUUCUAGCGAAUUUAGGAGGCAGUUAUACUAUUACAGGAGAACCAUCUACAAUUGCAUGGCUAAUCAAGAAAGCAGGCUUAAGCUCUUCUACACAUAGGAGCAUGAUAAAAAGUCUAGAUAUAUCAGACCAAAGCUUACAGGAACUAGAUUCUGAAAGUUGGUGCCGAAAGAUCUCAAGAAGCAUUAUUCUUAUGGGGAAUCCAUUAUUUCAUGCACUAGGAAAGGGGCUUCAGAGCAAGUCCUUAAGAGUUUCAAGAGAUUGUCUCAUAGCUGUUGCACGAAUGGGAUAUGAAUUUGCAUCAUUGGGAAAUUCUCUACAAGAUUCAGCAUGUGACACCAUAUUAGCUGGAAUAGCACGCUUUCUACAUCCUGGAUCUGAGCUAGAGGAAAGGCUCCUUGCAUGUCUCUUCCUCUUUAACUAUGCAUCUAGCCAAGGAAUGCAAAAACUUGUAAAUAUAUCUGAACAACUGAGGGAAUCACUAAGAAGGCUAUCAAAUGUGACCUGGGUGGCUGAGGAAUUGGCGAAAGCAAUAGAUUAUUCAAUUCCAUUGAAUUUAGAAAAGAGUAUUUCAUAUGGCCACACGCAAUUUCUGGAGUUUGGACAAAAAAACAGUGGAGCAGUACAUGCGCUUACAUAUUACAAGGGACAGCUUCACAGCGGCCAUUCAGAUGGGACAAUUAAGGUGUGGGAUAUCAAGGGAAGAUCAGUCAAGCUUGUACAUGAGGUCAAGGAGCACAGAAAAACAGUGACAUGCUUCGGACUCUUUGAGCCAGGAGACAGCCUCUUAAGUGGCUCAAUGGACAAAACCAUCAGGAUUUGGCAGAUGGUAAAGCAUAAGUUGGAGUGCUUGGCUGUAGUUGAGAUGAAGGAACCAAUUCAGAGAGUAGAGGCACAUGACCGCCUCUUUUAUGCAAUUACGAGGAGUCGAGGUCUCAAGGUUUGUGAUGCAUCAGGGAUUAUCAAGGUUGUCUGCAAAAACAAAAACUUGAGGACACUUUUUGUAGAAAAAAACAAGAUUUAUCUAGGUUGCAGAGACUCAAGUGUUCAGGAGAUAGAUUUGGUUACUGAUCAGAGACGUGAAAUUGAAAGUCCUGCAAAGGGCUGGUGGAUGAAAAACAGACCCAUCAAUUCUCUUCUUGUCUACAGAGACCUUCUCUAUACUGCAGGUGCUUCUGUCAAAGGUUCAAACAUCAAGGUAAGAAGACGGCAGAAUGGGUCCCUUGUCACUAUGGCAACAGCAGGCAAGAGAACAGUGAUCCGGACAAUGACGGUGGUAGAGGACUUUAUGUACCUGAGUUGCAAGUCUUCACCAAGCAUUGUUCAGGUCUGGCUGAGAGAGAAGCAGCAGAAAGUGGGGGCUUUUUCAGCCGGAAGCAAGAUAACAAGCCUCAUGGUUGCCAAUGAUAUUGUUAUCUGUGGAACUCAGAUGGGGAUGAUUAAGGCAUGGAUUCCAUCCUAGCGGAAAAACGAGAUGCAACCAUUCAAACAUCAUAAUGACAAGUGACCAUCGAUGUGAUGAAAUGAAACAGGAAUUGCUGGACACAAAAACAAACAUCUCCUUAUAUAGGCUUGGCGAGAAAGAGCAUGUCCCUCGUAUGUCCAUAAUACAAAUCCUACGGCUAAUGAGUCCAAUCAAGGUGCCAAUUGAUUAUCUAGCCCUUCUACACGGGAACUACAUUAUAGUUCUCUUUCAGGUAUUCAGGUGCCAUAUUUCCGGAGUUUUCCGUGCCUUUCUAGAGAUGAUCAGUGCGUGUUCAAGAAUAAGACAUAGCAACAAAGGGAAGUUUUCUGUAAUUAUGUAAAUAAAGUCAAAGUUAUCCGGAUAAAGAGUGAUUGUAGCCAUCAUCAGUUAAAUCUGACCAUGAAAGAAAAAAUUGUAUUUGCCAUGCAAUUCUGUGAGAAUUUUCAAAGUUGUUGAUAACUGAUAUAUUUCUGCCUUGGAAUUUUA